UUCACGGACAACUCGACGUUUUUUAUAGAGGCGCACCGAAGCUCCAGUUAUGUAGCGCUGUCGCUCGCCGUCGCGGCUUUUCUCCAUCGCCCAUGCGGCAACCAUCUGUCAACUGCGGCGGACACUUGCGCGAGUAAUCCGGCAGCGUGAAACGCGCGCGCUAAUCGCACACGACGAAUUGCUUCCUUCCUUCCGUCCCGCUCGGCGAAAUCACAACCGCAACCAUGAACAUCGACCGGGGCUUUUUGAACGUGAUGAUUCUCAGCUGGGGAUUCAUGCUGGUGUUCGCGGCGUUUCAAACGAUGGGCAACAUAGAGAAAACCGUGCUGUCCAGCAUCAAGACAGAUGAUGAGAACUUCACCGGCGAGGCGUACACCAGUCUGGCCAUCAUCUACGCCGUGUUCUCGAUCUGCAACUGGCUAGCGCCGUCCUACAUCUCGGUAACGGGGCCGCGGGUAGCGAUACUCACCGGCGCCUGCUGCUACGUCCUCUUCAUAGCGUCGUUCUUCUGGCCGAACGCCGGCCUGCUGUACAGCAUGUCUGGCGUGGUGGGGAUCGGCGCGGCGUUCAUAUGGACCGGCCACGGCCAAUACCUGACGGAGAACAGCGACGUCGAUACCAUGUCCCGGAACGCCGGUCUAUUUUGGGCGAUCUUCCAGUCCUCCCAGUUCGCCGGCAACCUCCUCGUCUUCUUCGUCUUCGACACGGACAAGAUCGACGCGACGCAACGGCGGACCGUCUUCAGCGUGCUCACCGGCCUGUCGCUGAUCGGCGCCUUGGUGCUGGUCUUCCUGAGGAGGCCGCCGCAGAAGUCGUCGCUCGGCGAGGCCGAGGGUGUCUCCAGCGCGGACAAAGAGCUCCAGCUGCCCGAGCCGGUGCGGGAGAAGCCGCUGGUGGCUGCUUGGCAAGCGCUCGUGGACGCGCUGAAGCUCUUCCUGACGCCCCGGAUGCUCAUCCUGUCGCUCACGUUCAUCUACACCGGCCUCGAGCUCACCUUCUACUCCGGCGUGUACUCCAACAGCAUCGGCUUCACCAAGGCGAUGGGCGACCAGCGCAAGAGACUCCUCGGGCUGUCCGGCAUCUUCAUCGGCGUCGGCGAGGUCGUCGGCGGCGCCGUCUUCGGCAUCCUCGCCUCCAAGGUGUGCCGCAACUGCGGCGGCUCGCCGGUGGUGCUGACCGGCCUGGUCGUGCAUCUGUUCGCCUUCAUCAGCAUCUUCCUGAACCUGCCGAACAACGCAUCGUUGGGCGAGACGAGCGACACGGACCACGUAAUGUCCUCGCCGAUUCUCGCGAUGGCCGGCAGUCUUGCGCUCGGCUUCGGCGACGCCUGCUACAACACGCAGAUCUACUCGCUGCUGGGAGUCCUCUUCGCGAAGGAGAGCGCGCCGGCCUUCGCGCUCUUCAAGUUCUGCCAGUCCGUGGCCGCGGCCGUCAGCUUCUCCUACAGCACCAGCGCUGGACUGCACAUACAGCUGCUGGUGUUACUCGUAACCAUAAUCCUGGGCACGAUAGCCUUCUGCUACGUCGAGCGCACCGUGAAGAAGUCGAAGAACGAAAGCCAACCGGAGAUCGAUCCGUCGCUCGUCGAGCCCACGAGCGGCGAGGACUAACGAGUUCGUCGAGGUGCAGUAACACGCGGCAGGAUCGUGCGCGAGUGAGAUCUCCGGAUCUGUGGACACUAGGAAAUCACGCGAGAGAUCUCCAAAGAGACGAGAACGCGCUGGCGGAUCGCGGAACACGGGGAGAGCGUUGGAAGUGCAACAGCUAGGACCCGGGCGAUACGAAUCACCUGAAUACCUGCAAAAGAAGUAGAGAUCGAUUAUUUUUGUAAAGUUUUAGCCGUCGUAAACGAAGGUGCUCGCAUCCUUCCGUAAUCGUCCGGAAUUUUCACAAGUCGAUACAGACCUAGUUAUGUAAUUUAUUAUCCUUUUAUUUACCAAAUGUUCAAUAAGGACAAAUGAUGUAACUAGAUUUGCGUCUCUUGCUGGAAAGCAACCAAUGUUACCAUGCCUAGGGAAUAGGACAGCAUUAGUGGAAGUCUGCUGUACAACCGGCGUCAUGUAUGCUGACUAUUUCCUGGAUCGAAAAUUACAUGAUUUUUAGUCUUAUAUAUAUAGAUACGGUAAAAACUGUUAUAAUUAGAGCCAAUAUGUAUCCUAUCAUUAUAAUUCGAGAUAUUUCUGUGAUUUUCAACCUUAUGGAUUAUAUAUAUAUAAGGCUGAAAAUCGUAUAAUUUUCCGUUUAGGAAAUGAUACGGUAUGUGCAUAACAUCGACCAAGAUGCAAAAGAAUUCUUAUCACGCAAUACCGUAGAAAUGAAUAUUAUAAUCAGGGAUGUUACCAUAAAAUAUCGAUAUCAAUAUUGAAACGGGUAUCUAAUAAAAAGUAUCGAUAUAAUUAGUGAUACCAGUAUCAGAACAAAAAUAUACCGAUACUGAUACUAGUAUUGAAAAUAUUUAAAAUUAGAAGAAAUAUAAAAAUUAGGAAAGAAAAUUUUGUCUUGCAAACUAUUUUUAUAAGAGAGAAAUUUUUAUAAGAGAGAGAAUUUCAUAUGUCUACACAAAAUAAUCAUACUAUAGUAUAAAAAUACUUUUACCUUCCGCAGACUUUCUAUUUGUGAUCUAAAAACCUUAAAAAGGAUGUGUUAAGGCUCAUGUGUCCUCGCUAUGACUGUCAUUGCUUGAUGACGUCAGAAACAAGAAAAAUCGUUUAAAACGUAAGCUGCAUGUCGCACUAAUUUUCAUGAAGCAAAAAUACAUGAUAUCUUGAUAUCCACGAAGUAAAAAAUGAAAAAAAAAAUCAAAUAAUGCACAGAUAUGGAGAAUAUUGGAAGGAAAUAUCGAAUAUAAAUAUACUCGGUAUUAAAAGAAUCAUAUCGAUGCCAAUAUUAUAUCAGUAGUAUCGCAACAUCCCUAUUUAUAAUACAUUCAUAAGACACGGAGAAAUUAAUUACAGUACAAAAUCCACUUCUACUUUGAUUUGCAACUCAGGGCAACCGUGUUUUAAGCUGUUCUCUCCUCUGGAGCAGUGCUUCUCUCUUCAGAAAAUGUAAAUACGCGAAUAUACCAAACGCGCGCGCAUACAUUUUAAUUGUUUUUUCUCAUCGGCGUGAACAUUUUCACUGUAAAGUGCCAGUGUUGCGCCGUUUACGCGAAGUUGGGGAACACCGCCUGAGAGUCGAUCCGGUGUGACUGCUCAUUCGGUCGUUAGAUCUGCAGGAUUUAACGACGAUCAAUCGAUUGUCUGUUUCGCGCAAGAAACGCCGCGAUGACGGACGAGUGUCCGUUGCGGAUUCCCGUUUCAUACUUGGUAAGUUCCGUCGGUCGCGAGACCGGCUCUACUAGCGGCGGGUGCGAUCCUCGUUCUUCCAUCCUUGCAACGCACUGCGAUUUUUUUCACGUCGUUACUCGUAUUUAGCUAGUCUGUAACGCAAGUCCGCCACAGGAUUCGUGUUUAACUAGUCCGUGAUACACAGUGCACCGGUCUUACGGUACUGAUCGCGUGUGUGCGUGCGUCGAUGAGCGGGUAAAUGGGUGAAUCGGGUAGGUGACACGCACGCACAUUCACGCAGACGACAUUUACAGCGCGAGGCUCGGUCGAAUUAUUCGAGAUCAGGCGAAAGAUUGUGUUCCUUUGAUGUUUGCCACGGGCGUCGUGACGAACGCGUAGUUUAACCGCGUAUGCACACAGGAUGUGUUGAAAGUCGGGCGAUCGGCGAAUCCGCCGAGUCGGUCUGUCCCUCGUCGAGAGUUGUAAACACAGUUGUACAAUGUAAACGAAUGCAAGAUUAGUGGUAAAAUGUAAGAUCUCCAACUGAAUCGGAAAGUGCAAAAUGCAGAACAACUAAAGAUUUCAGAUGACAAAAUACUGCAAAAAUCUCACCUCAUGCUAACACUUUGAAGCUGAUUUUUUUUUUAUACAUGCAUCAGACGUCUAACUGAAAGUCUGACGCAACAAUUAUCCACUCGAAAUCGUCACGAGGAAUAUGAGUGCGAUAUCUAUUUGCAUAAUCGAUGAGACAAGCGUAAUACUCUGCGCUUAUCACGAGUAUCCAGGAGUCUUAAAAAAUCGCGCGACUUUUGAGACAUCCCUAUACAUUGUACACAAAUUCCCGCACAUUUCAUCAUAUAUUCUAACUUCGUCAUAUGGAUACGUAUUAGAUAAAUUUUGUGCAUUUAGUAUUCGUAGGCAGUGGAUCGAACAUACGAUUACGAGAAUGUUAACGAUGAUCGAGUAUUCCCCUGACAAUCAAAAUUAUAUUCAGGAACGAAUAUGUACGAGAUGCCGACCCUUUAUGAGUGGGAUUUUUAAGUGUUCCUGCCUGUGUGAUCUUUGUAAAGAGAAAAGGUCUUCACACAUCUUUCGUAGCUCCUUACACAAGCGUAUACAUAUUAUAUAUUCUAUUGCAUUUCACAUGAUACAUGUACGAUAUAUGUACGUGCUGCAGAAUUUUUUUCUUUACGUAGAAGUAUACCGCUCCUUGGACAUGUACCUGAUAGAGAACGAUUGUAAUCUAUUUCGAAAGAAUGUACACAAUUCCCCUCGAACACGAGAGUGAUCAAUCGAGAAUGAUCAUUAUUAUUUUUAUCGUCAAAUAGAGUCUAUGAACGAAAUUUUAUGAAAUA
Molecule: messenger RNA, 4624 nt
Organism: Dinoponera quadriceps
Lineage: Eukaryota; Metazoa; Arthropoda; Insecta; Hymenoptera; Formicidae
Product: UNC93-like protein MFSD11
Exons: 2
Coding region: 225-1610 (461 amino acids)
Source: RefSeq, a predicted model, not a curated record